CCACCGGCUCCGAGGGUGUAGCCGGCGGCGCCUGGGACGCCCCUUCCCCUCAAAGUGUCCCCGAAUUGAGCUCUCGGGUCCCCAAGGCUCAGCGGAGACAGCUGGGAGCCCCAGCGAGUUGGAUGUGACAGAGCCCAGCCUGGGGCCGAGUCAUUGUGGACUGCUGUCCCCUGGGACCCCUCCCGCCCACGCCUCGGCCAUGGCCCCGGGGAUGUCGGGCCGCGGCGGCGCCGCCCUGCUCUGCCUCUCCGCGUUGCUCGCCCACGCCUCCAGCCGCUCCCACCCGGCCAGCCCCAGCCCCCCAGGACCUCAGGCCAGCCCAGUGCUGCCGGUCAGCUAUCGCCUGUCACACACAAGGCUGGCCUUCUUCCUGCGGGAGACUCGGCCACCAACACCCACGGUGGCCAACGGUUCCCUGCAGCGCUCCGAGCCCUUCGUGGUGUUCCAGACCAAGGAGCUACCUGUCCUCAACGUGUCCCUGGGGCCCUUCAGCACCAGCCAGGUGGUAGCGCGGGAGCUGCUGCAGCCGUCCAGCACCCUGGACAUCCCCGAGCGCCUGACGGUCAACUGGAAGGUGCGCGCCUUCAUCGUGCGCGCCCGCGUGCCCGCCUCGCAGCCAGUGGCUCAGGUGCUCUUCUACGUGGCCGGCCGGGACUGGGACGACUUCGGUGUCACGGAGCGGCUGCCCUGCGUCCGCCUGCACGCCUUCCGCGACGCGCGCGAGGUGCGGAGCUCGUGCCGCCUGGCCGGGGGUCUGGCCACCUGCCUGGUGCGCGCCGAGCUGCCCUUGGCCUGGUUCGGACCCCCGGCCCCGGCCGCACCCCCGAAUGUCCGCCGCAAGUCCCCGGAUGGACUGGAACCCGAGGCAGGCACGGAGAGCCAGCAGGCCGAGCUCUACUACACGCUGCACGCCCCCGACGCGGCGGGUGGCUGCGGGACCGCGCGGCGCGGCCCCGGGCCCGGAGCGGCCGCGCGCGCAGAGAGCCCCACUCAGCACCCGCUGCUGCGCAUAGGCAGCAUCAGCCUAUUCCGGCCACCGCCGCGCAGGGCCUUGCAAGAGCACCGGCUAGACAGCAACCUGAUGAUCCGCCUGCCAGACAGGCCGCUCAAGCCAGGAGAGGUGCUCAGCAUCCUCCUCUACCUGGCGCCCAACUCCUCCUCGGCCACCAGCCCCAGCGUAGAGCACUUCACACUCAGGGUAAAGGCCAAGAAGGGUGUGACCCUCCUAGGCACCAAGUCUCGGAGUGGCCAAUGGCAUGUGACCUCAGAGCUGCUGACUGGGGCAAAGCACUCAACAGCCACUGUGGAUGUGGCCUGGGCCCAGGGCACACCCCUGCCCCCCUGGGAGGGCCAGGGCCCCCUGGAGAUCCUACAACUGGACUUUGAGAUGGAGAACUUCACCAGCCAGUCUGUGAAGCGGAGGAUCAUGUGGCACAUCGACUACCGAGGCCACGGUGCCCUGCCUGACCUGGAGAGAGCCGUCACUGAGCUGACGGUCAUCCAGCGGGACGUGCAGGCCAUCCUGCCCCUGGCCAUGGACACAGAGAUCAUCAACACCGCCAUCCUGACAGGCCGGACUGUGGCCAUCCCUGUCAAAGUCAUUGCCAUCGAAGUGACCGGCCUCAUCCUAGAUGUCUCUGCCCUAGUGGAGUGCCAGUCUGACAAUGAGGACAUUAUCAAGGUGUCCAGCAGCUGCGACUAUGUGUUUGUGAGUGGAAAAGAGUCUCGAGGGUCCAUGAACGCCAGGGUCACCUUCCGCUACGACGUGCUCAGUACUCCCCUGGAAAUGACAGUCUGGGUUCCCAAGCUGCCUUUGCACAUAGAGCUCUCCGAUGCUCGCCUCAGCCAAGUGAAGGGAUGGAGGGUGCCCAUCCUUCCCGACCGGAGGUCAGCCCGAGAGAGUGAGGACGAGGAGGAAGAGGAGGAAGAGCGGAGGCAGAGUGCCAGCCGAGGCUGUGCCCUGCAGUACCAACAUGCCACCCUGCAGGUCUUCACCCAGUUUCACACGACAUCAUCUGAGGGCACCGACCAGGUUGUCACUAUGCUGGGCCCCGACUGGCUGGUGGAAGUCACCGACCUGGUCAGUGACUUCAUGCGGGUUGGUGACCCCCGAGUGGCACACAUGGUGGACAGCAGCACACUGGCAGGCCUGGAGCCAGGCACCACCCCCUUUAAGGUGGUAUCCCCCCUGACAGAGGCUGUGCUGGGGGAGACACUACUGACAGUGACAGAGGAGAAAGUCAGCAUCACACAGCUGCAGGCCCAGGUGGUGGCCAGCCUCACCUUGUCCCUGCGACCCAGUCCUGGGAGCAGUCACACCAUCCUGGCUACCACAGCUGUACAACCCACACUCAGCUUUGUCAAGCAGGAAGCCCUGCUGAGUCUCUGGCUCUCCUACAGUGAUGGCACUACAGCCCCACUCUCCCUGUACAGUCCCCGAGACUACGGGCUGCUAGUGAGCAGCCUGGAUGAGCGGGUGGCCACUGUGACCCAGGACAAGGCCUUCCCCUCCGUGGUGGCAGAGGCUGAGGGGGCAGGCGAGCUGCUCAGGGCUGAGCUCAGCAUUGCAGAAAGCUGCCAGAAAACCAAGCGCAAGAGUGUGCUGGCCACCACCCCAGUGGGCCUGCGAGUACACUUCCGACGGGAGGAGGAGGACCCCACUUACGACUAUCCAGGGCCCAGCCAGCCAGGGCCUGGCGGGGGCGAGGACGAGGCCCGCGGAGCUGGCCCACCAGGCACGGCCAUCCCUGCAGGGGAGGCCCCCGAGUCAGGCACCUCCGGCCCAGUGCCACCCACAGAGGACUUCUUGCCACUGCCCACUGGCUUCCUGCAGAUGCCCCGGGGGCUGACGGACCUAGAGAUAGGCAUGUAUGCACUGCUGGGGGUCUUCUGCCUGGCCAUCCUCGUCUUCCUCAUCAACUGCAUAGUGUUUGUGCUGCGCUACCGGCACAAGCGCAUCCCACCCGAGGGCCAGACCAGCAUGGACCACUCUCACCACUGGGUGUUCCUGGGCAAUGGGCAGCCACUGCGAGUGCAGGGCGAGCUGUCCCCACCAACAGGGAACGCGCUGGAAACCGUGCCUGCCUGCUGCCAUGGUGAUCACCACAGCAGCGGCAGCUCGCAGACCAGUGUCCAGAGCCAGGUGCACGGCCGCGGGGAUGGCUCCUCAGGUGGCUCUGCCCGGGACCAGACCGAGGACCCUGCUAGCUCACCCACCUCCAAGCGCAAGAGGGUCAAGUUCACAACCUUCACCACACUGCCCUCGGAAGAGCUGGCCUAUGACUCCGUGCCUGCUGGUGAAGAGGAUGAGGAGGACGAAGAGGACCUGGGUUGGGGUUGCCCGGAUGUGACUGGCACCACACGGCCCACCCGGCCCCCAGACCUGCACAAUUACAAGGGCAGAAUGAAAGAGAUUGCAUAAUGGUGCCCUGGGGUGGUGAGGAUGCCCCCCUCCCCAUGCAGUGGCCUCUGGCUCGGGGUCAGCUUGGACCCCCCAGCUCACAGGGACAUGGGGGGGCUGAAUGGAUUUUAUAGCCCCUGCCCCUGCAGCUUUGCUCUGGCCAGGUGGCAGCCUCCCUGGUCUGACCCUUCCUGCCCUACCCCUACCCUCUCCUGCCCUCUGCAGGUGGAAGGCUCCUUCUUACCCCAGCAAGAAGGAAGAAGGCAGCUCCCUCCUGGCUCCAUCCUUUCUGAACCUAGACCCAUCUUAGACAAUCCCACUGCCCCAAGAAUGAGACUCUGAAGCCAAGCUUGGGGUCCAAGUGGGCCCACACUGUACCCCCUAUGGUCCUCCUGAGCAGGAGAAUAGGGGGUCUUGUGUCACAGGCUGCACAAAGACUUUUCUCAAACCAAUAUUCAGGGAUUUCUGUCCUGCAGGGUGGGAAGUGAUGACUGCCUGCCUUGUCAAGGAUCUUGCUGCGGACAAAACAUUUGGGUGUUGAGGAAUAAUUGUGAUGUCUGUUAGCUUCCAGUUGUCUCUCAAGCCUAGAGCUGACUGCAGAGGGUCCAGUGUGAUGUGGGCACCUACCUGGGGUCUCCCUGGGACUCCCUCUGCCCUAUAGCCUGCAGGAGGGCCCAUGUGGGAGGGGUUCUCACCUCCCAAGCCAAACCACACCCACCGCAGCUAAAGCAGUGGGUUCUGUGCAGCCUGCCCCAACAGCACGGUCAACACUACUGCGCCUUAGUCUGGGCUCUACUCACUUCUGCUUCCCUCCACAUCACAGGGAAGGCAGCCACUGCCAGUAUCUCUGGGAUGGAGGGGGCCACAGGAGUUAGUGCAAGGGGCCAUGGGGUGGGUGAAGGCAGAAGGGAGCCUGUGCCCCUUCCCCAUCCAAUGGCCACGCCUCUUGGGUUCUACCCACCACUGUGUCAGUUUUUCAUAAAUAAAUGGAAGGCAUCAGCCUGGGGGUGGGGGCAGCAGCUCCCUAUGAACAGACA
Messenger RNA from Nannospalax galili (Upper Galilee mountains blind mole rat), 4437 nucleotides. It is a transcript of the gene Tmem132e, whose product is annotated as transmembrane protein 132E. Lineage: Eukaryota; Metazoa; Chordata; Mammalia; Rodentia; Spalacidae. The record is from RefSeq and is a predicted model, not a curated record. The transcript is spliced from 9 exons. Bases 200 to 3421 code for a protein of 1073 amino acids.